This is a messenger RNA of Trypanosoma brucei brucei TREU927, 957 nucleotides long. RefSeq lists its product as hypothetical. The coding region runs from base 1 to 957 and encodes 318 amino acids. The transcript has a single exon. Lineage: Eukaryota; Euglenozoa; Kinetoplastea; Trypanosomatida; Trypanosomatidae. The record is from RefSeq and is a predicted model, not a curated record.
AUGUAUGCACGACUGAGUAACACUUCGCAAUCUUAUUAUUCCAUCAUUUCCAAGAUAUUCCAGCUGCUUGCAAUUAUUGGCUCUAUAUCUUUGGUCGAGGCGGCGACUGUUGGUGAUCCACUUUUCCGCAUCCAUGAACCUACUUACGCCUUUCUGGAUUGCUCUGCGUGCAUCGCAUUCGCGGGACAUUUGGGUAGACGCAUGAAUGAAUCUAUCCGCUACGGUGGAAGAGGUGGUGCCACUUUUCUUUCGAGCCACCGCCUUGGAAAAGAUAAUAAAUUAAAACGACGUGAUUACGCCACAAGCGAGCUUCGAGGCGCUGAGGUGCUGGAAAAGAUAUGUAACGAUAGUUUGUUUGAUGACUAUGCUUUGCACUUCCGUGCCGACAUGCGCAUUCGUGUGUACGAUAAUGGAGAAUCGGAAUACCCACUAGCGCAGCACUACAGCAAAGAGGACUCACGAAUACUCAAAGCUGUCAAGACAAAGGCCGUUCACGUGUUCUGCACGCGUGUUAUGGAUGAAGAAGAAGAUGCCAUGACAAGCCUUGUGAGAGAGGUUGAGUUGCUGAGUGAAUUGGAGCAGCGACUGUGCGGUGGGUAUUUGGAGAUGCGAAAUAUUACGGCUCCGCCUUUUCCUGUAGAGAAGGCCGUAACGGCUGUUUGCGUUGGGGUGGAGCCGAGCAUAGAGGCAGAAGUAAGACGGUUGGAGAAGUACGAGAAGUGGCAGGCAUCUAUUUCAAAAGGUACGUCACAGGACAAAAUGAAAGGGGCGGAAGGAGCGGAAUCGGUGGUUGUGAAGGGCGUUCAGUACUCAAAGGAUGACCCGCUGAGUUUCACAGUCUUACGGAAGCCUAAUGCUAAAUCGAAUGGUGACACCACUGAAGGUGGCUCUGACGCUGCUGAAGACGUUCGCAAACAACCUGAUAAGGAUUCAGUGUUCAUGAAUUUCGACUUGUAG